CUUUAAAAAGAAAAAAGGAAAAAAAGAGACUCGCAGAGCCACCAGCCUUCCAGUGGUGACUCCCCAGGAGUGAUCUCCUCCACAAUCAAUGAGGAUCGCGAUGCUCACGACUCUCUCUCUCUCCUCUGUCCCCUUCUCCUCCUCCUCCUCUCUCGCCUCACAAGAUCAUUUCAUGCAUCUGCAACUUUUCUAUACAGACCACGAAGCAAAGCAAGUUAGGAUUUCAUUCUCUGUAGCCUUUUUUUUUUGUCCACUCUUUUUUUUUUAGGGGGGGGGGGGGGUCAUUUAAAUAAAUACCAUGAGAAGAGGACGGCUUGCUUUCACUUUUCUUGGGGAUGUAAUAUGUGGUGUUUCAGUGGUGUAUUGUAGGUAGGAUAAGGAAACGACAGCAUAAAAAAGGUGUGACAGGCGCCUUGGAAGACAACUGUGGAUUUCUGCGAGCAACUCCUACAGCGUCCAAAGGGGAUGAGGGGGCAUCGACCGGACCCCCCCUUUUGAUUGAUCACUUAUUAGUCAUCCUCUUUGGUUAAAUGGGACCAUUGAAAAGGCAACCGUGGAACUCAUAGCCUACUAAAUGAAUCAAAAAUUCCCGUGUCCCCCCCCUGCAUGUCUUCUCCAGGAGAGUUUUUCUGCUCCAGAGAGGGGGUCGAGCGUGGUUUUAGCAUUAUAAAGAGGGAAUAACAGCGGUGCUUUAUGGCUCUGGUGUUUAGAUUGGAUUUACACAGUUUUCUGCGCUUUGACAUGCGACUGUAAAAGAAGAGAAGCCACGCAACAAACUCGCCGAAGAUCGCAAAGAGAGGAAGAGCAGAGAACAUUGUGGACCUGUACCAAUUUCCUCCUAUUUAGUUAUAUCUGUUUUUUUAUUUUAUUUUUUUCCCGUUUUUUUUUUUUUUCUAAUUAUAUUUUGUUACUUAUCCCGUCUACCCCUCAAAAUGAAACUUUGGGCAUCUCCCUGCGUGGCUUGCUGUGCGGUGAUCCUCCUCUUGUGGUGCUUCGGAUCAGAGUGCGGGACGGUCAGAGAGAACAAGGGGAGAUCCAAGAGGGACUUGGUGCGUAUCAGGGAGGCAGCGAGAGCCGCCAGCUUCCCGGGGGCUUGUGCCACACGCCUGCCCCGGGGCAAGCGCUCCGUGGCCGGCUUGGAGCGCCGGCUGCCUCGCCAGCGACGGCGCUCCUCGCAGGCGGAGGAGGAUGACUCCCCGGGUCGGGGGGGCAAAGCCGUGUACUUCACCGGCUGGGGAGAUCAGCUCCGACUGAAGCCCGGCGUGGAGAUACCGAGAGGGAAUUUCACCCUGGAGAUGUGGAUCAAACCCGAGGGAGGUCAACGAUCGCCCACGGUGAUUGCAGGUCUUUACGACAAAUGUUUCUACGCCUCCAGCGACCGCGGCUGGCUGUUGGGCAUCCAGGCGGUCAGCGAGCAAGGCAACCGCGACCCUCGCUUCUUCUUCUCCCUUAAGACGGACCGAGCGCACAAGGUGACCUCCAUCCACUCCAACGCCCGCUACACACCCAACCAGUGGGCGCACCUGGCCGUCACGUACGACGGCGUCUACAUGAAGCUCUACGUCAACGGCGCCCAGGUGGGCGUCAGCCGUGAGCAGUCGGGCGACGUCUUCAGUCACCUGACCAAGAAGUGCAAGGUGCUGAUGAUCGGCGGCAACGCGUUGAACCACAACUACAGGGGGGCGGUGGAGAGGGUGGGCCUCUGGAGGCAGGCCCGGGGGCAGAGGCAGAUCAUCAGGGACAUGCAGGGGCAUGAAGACCCCCAAGAGCUCCCUCAACUGGUCAUCCGCGAGAACUUUAGGUAUCCGGACCGGAAGUGGCUCACAGUGAAAGACGGCAACUUCCCGAAGCCCGAGCCGGGGAUCAACGGGCGCUUGGGGUACGCGGGGGGCAUUGGCGGCGGCGGCGGCAGUAUCGGCGAGGGAUUUCUGGACACCACGUUGGAACCUCCACCGUGCGGCCAGACGGUGUGCGACAACGUGGACGUCAUCAAACACUACAACCACCUGUGGAAUUUCCGCAAGCCCAAGACGGUGCGGUACCGCGUGAUCAACGUGUGGGACGACGCUCGCAAGCGGCCCACCGUGUUCGACCACCAGAUCAGCCUGCAGCACCAGCAGCUCAACGACGCCUUCGGGCCCUACAACAUCACCUGGGAGCUGAGCGUCCACAACGUGACCAACUCGUCCCUCCGCGACCGGCUGAUCCUUGCCAACUGUGACAUCAGCAAGGUGGGCGACGACGCCUGUGACCCAGAGUGCAACCACCCGCUGACGGGCUACGACGCCGGGGACUGCACCUCGGGCCACCGUAGCCGCUGCCCCGAGUACAAGCAGGGCAACGGGGUGUGCGACGCGGAGUGCAACCUGGAGAACUUCUCCUACGACCUCGGCGACUGCUGCAACCCCAACGUGACGGACGUGACCAAGACGUGCUUCAACCGCUCUUCGCCGCACAAGGCGUACCUGGACGUGAAGGAGCUGAAGGAGGUGCUCAACCUGGACGGCUCCGCCCACCUCAACGUCUUCUUCGCCAACUCCUCUGAUGAAGACCUUGCCGGCGUGGCAACCUGGCCCUGGGACAAGGAGGCACUGACACACCUGGGCGGCAUCGUGCUCAACCCGUCCUUCUACGGCACCUUCGGCCACACGGACACCAUGGUGCACGAGAUCGGCCACAGCCUGGGCCUGUACCACGUCUUCCGGGGCAUCUCGGAGACUGAGUCUUGCAACGACCCCUGCCUGGAGACGGAGCCCUCCAUGGAGACGGGGGACCUGUGCGCCGACACGAAUCCAACGCCCAAGCACAAGGGCUGCCACGACCCCGAGCCCGGCAACGAGACCUGCGGCUGCCGGCACUUCACGCACACGCCCUACAGCAACUACAUGAGCUACGCGGACGACGCCUGCACGGACUCCUUCACGCUGAACCAGGUGGCCAGGAUGCACUGCUACCUGGACCUCAUCUACCAGAACUGGCAACCCGCGUCCAAGCCCCCGCCGGUGCCCAUGGCGCCUCAGGUGGUGGAGCAGCACCCCAACGCCGUCACCCUGGAGUGGUUCCCGCCCAUCUCGGGACACUUCUACGACAGAGAAUUGGGAUCAGUGUGUGACAAAUGCACGGAGGGGAGAGUCCUGCUGCAGUACGCAUUCAAUUCUUCGUCGCCGCGACCCUGCGCUCCGUCCGGACACUGGUCUCCGCGAGAAGCUGAAGGUAAAAAAAAACACCAUUUUCUUCUAAUUGUAAAAGUCUUGUGUUGUUGUUUUAAAUAAUGGCAAAAUCAUUUGUAUGGAUAACUGGUGGCACAUAUGGAACUUGUGUAUCUCAUUGAAGAUCGUUUUUCAGUCAAAAGAAAAAAGUAUUGUUUUCCAAAUCCACAAGCAUGCAAAACAUUAUGGUUUUCCGGGAUUAUUUUUUUUUUCGUUUUUUUUGGUUUUGUUAGUAAGUCGUUCAACAUGUAAAUAUUCUUUGUCGCUGACUCAUCUAUGAAAUAUGCGGGAAUGAGUCAUAAGAGUCAUAACGCCUGACAUUUCCCCCGCCACUACUUUAGGGAGAGAGGAAGGUCGUAUCCCAACGGGUGUCACCAUAUUUUGGGACAACACCAAAAUAAUCCCCGCCCAAAUAAGGCUUUAGGAGCAACAUAGUUCUCAU
Gadus macrocephalus (Pacific cod) is the source of this 3651-nucleotide messenger RNA. It is a transcript of the gene pappaa, whose product is annotated as pregnancy-associated plasma protein A, pappalysin 1a. The coding region runs from base 933 to 3272 and encodes 779 amino acids. The record is from RefSeq and is a predicted model, not a curated record. Lineage: Eukaryota; Metazoa; Chordata; Actinopteri; Gadiformes; Gadidae. The transcript has 6 exons. Gene Ontology annotation, molecular function: metallopeptidase activity.